This is a messenger RNA of Labrus mixtus (cuckoo wrasse), 2012 nucleotides long. RefSeq names its product SRY-box transcription factor 32 (gene sox32). The transcript is spliced from 2 exons. Gene Ontology annotation, biological process: cell differentiation; regulation of DNA-templated transcription; anatomical structure morphogenesis. Bases 839 to 1870 code for a protein of 343 amino acids. Gene Ontology annotation, molecular function: RNA polymerase II cis-regulatory region sequence-specific DNA binding; DNA-binding transcription factor activity, RNA polymerase II-specific. NCBI's taxonomy places the organism in Eukaryota, Metazoa, Chordata, Actinopteri, Labriformes, Labridae. The record is from RefSeq and is a predicted model, not a curated record.
GCAGCAGUUUUGAUUGAUUUCAAUACACUUUAGUUGCGCGCAGAAGCUUCAUCCAGGUGUUUACUUUUGAAGAAGUCAGUCCUUCAGUUUUAUUGCAUGUUCAUCUUGUAAUGCAAGUUGGUAAAAGUCAGACACUGUACCUUUUUGUUGAUGCCUUAGAGGUGAACUCAUCACGUGCCUUUGUGCACUUUGUCAGGUUUUUUUUGUUUUGUUUUGUGUCGAGCAAAUAUUUGCGCGCAGUAAUCGUGUAAUAAACGCGCCUUGAUCAUGUUUGUUCCACUCGUGUAAAAUGUACUUUGAAAGAGACAGAGAAUGGCCGAUAAGAGUCGAGAGCCACAAUGUAAUUAUCAACCAGGCCUGCCUGCUGAAAACUUUGAUGUUGUCCUAUCAAUACCAGCCUGCCUUUCAGGACCUAUUGAUUAGAUUCCAUCUCUAAAGGCAAGGCUGUAAUUUGAUUUUCCUAGUUUGUCUUUUAUGGGGGGAAUCGAGACUGAAACUUGAGGUUUAUAAAGUAAAAACAGGCCAUAAUAGUUAAACUUUUAGAGGAAGAGGAUAAAUUGCAGAUUCUUUUAUUCCUAAAGGAUAAACCGGGUUACUUUGUGGUUACAUUAAGCUCAACCUGGAUUCGUCUUUCAAGUUAAAUAGGUUAAUAUAUUAAUUGUAGCUUAUAACAGACUCAUGAAUCAUCUUCUCAUCUGAAGUUUCGUGAGUCGUUGAUUGGGGUGUCAGAUGAGCCUAUCACUGACCCGAGGCAACACCUGGAAUUCACACCUUAAAUCCACUCCUCCCGGCCUCCUAUUGGCGGAGCUCCUACAUAUAUCCGUCACCCGGCAUCACCAUGAGUAUGACACCGGCUUGCAGCCGAUCAAAAGCAUCAUCAUCACCAUCAGUCAUGCGUUACAGUCACGAACUCGAAGCUUUCCAGUUUUCCGCAAGCAGCGCCAUGUUCGACAGCGAGGACUCCGGCUCCGCAGACGGGGAGCAACUGACGGAUGUGCGCUACCCGAGUUCAGCGCCUUCCAGCCCGCAGUCCGUCAACUCGGACUCCAGCUGCCCGAGUCCAGAGGCCAAGUCCGCCUCAGGCCAGCAGAGAGUCAGGAGGCCUCUAAACGCCUUCAUCAUCUGGACGAAAGAGGAGCGCAGGAGACUGGCUCAUCUGAACCCAGACCUGGAGAACACAGAUCUGAGCAAAAUACUGGGAAAAACCUGGAAGGCCAUGUCUCUGGCUGAGAAGCGUCCUUACAUGCAGGAGGCGGAACGUCUCAGGGUCCAGCACACCAUCGACUACCCGAACUACAAGUACCGGCCCCGCAGGAGGAAGCAGCUGAAGAAGAGCUCCAAUAAGCCCCCUGGUGCAGAAUCCUCUCCCGCUUUGCCUUCGCUCUGCAGCUCGGGCUUCUCAGUGCCUUACAACCUCUCCUACCUGCUUCAGAACCAACAGCAGUACCACAGCUCUCCUGCUUUCCCUAACGUCCCCGUUAACUUCAACAGCUACACAAACUCUCCAGUUUUUCCAGACCAAACAACAGCAGACGCUUUCCAAAAUAAAACUGAAGUGUACCCGCCUGCGUACCCUGCAGAACCCCAAGGAUACUUUGGCGGCCAGCACGGGUACAUGCAGUACGGUUUCUCCAGUUCAGCAGUCUCACAUGUGGAUCAAGGGGACUCCAGGAUGUACGGGGGUCUGCUGUGUCCAUCUGGACCAUCCCUGGAGUUUUACCUGGAGCAGGUUAAAAUGGACAUGCUGUACGAUCUGGACCGCAGUGAGUUUGAACAGUACCUGGGCCCGAGCGCUCACAGGUCGGAGUCAGUAGAUCCCAGCGGCUACGCACAGCAGAGCGGCUACAGAGAGGAACAUUUACUGUCAUAAAUGCACCGAAGCGGCUGUAAAUAUUUAAAUUAUCUCAGUGUUUUAUAUCACGACGACUGCUGAAUGUUGAUGUGAGAUGUGUUUUCUGACCAGUUCUGUUUCUAAAAGAUUAUUAUGAUGUCUUCCAAUGUUAUUAUAAUGU